UUUAGGAAAUGCAACCCCCUGGUGAAAGGAAUCAAAGCAUAGUACGGCGAAACAGAUCACGCUCGAUGUAUUCGUUAGCCAACUCGCAACUACUUUACGGACGCAUUCAACGCUUACUUGGAUUCGGCGGAUUUUCCUAUGUUGGCUUCGUCGAAUAUAGCCAGAAUCAGCCGAAGUUCGAGCUCCGAAGCUGAGUUCUUCAGAUCUGCCGCUUUCCAUCUGUAAAUUUCCGCACCUCUUCUUCAUUCAUUCGCUUUCUGUGUUUCUAUCAUUUCUUGUUUGCGAACUGUUGCACAUGGAGAUCUCCCUUUCGCGUUACCAGAGCCUCUCGUUAGAUCAGAUUCAAAGUGGUUGCAGGUUUCGCCAUUUAUUUACGGAGCAGAAGGUGUUUGCGGAAAUCCCUAAAUGGGGAAGCCGAUUUUCGAAGACUAGGUGUUCUUUGGUAGAACGAGGGUUAAAGCCAAGACCCAUGCCGAAACCUUCAAAAGUUAACCGUGAGACGGAGGAAGAGACCCGUUUGGAAGUAGACCAGAUCAGGAGUCCUAGUUCAGGACCAUGUGAUCAGAUAGAGAAGUUGGUUUUAUACAAAAGGUAUCAGGAGGCAUUUGAAUUAUUCGAAAUUUUGGAGUGUGAGGACGGCCGUGAUGUUAGCAGUAGUACUUUUGAUGCCUUGGUGGACGCCUGCAUCAGUUUGAAAUCUGUUAGAGGUGUUAAGAGGGUGUUUAAUUAUAUGAUCAAUAGUGGGUUUGAGCCAGAUCAGUAUAUGAGGAACAGGGUACUGUUGAUGCACGUGAAAUGUGGGAUGAUGAUUGAUGCGCGCAAGAUAUUUGAUGAAAUGCCGCAGAGGAACUUGGUUUCAUGGAACACCAUAAUUGGGGGGCUCGUGGACUCGGGAGAUUACAUAGAGGCUUUUCGGUUGUUUCUAAUCAUGUGGGAGCAGUACUCUGAUGCUGGGUCCCGAACAUUUUCUGUGAUGAUCCGAGCAUGUGCUGGCCUGGAGCUUGUUUUCCCUGGGCAGCAGUUGCAUUCAUGUGCUCUGAAGAUGGGUGUAGGUAAAGAUAUCUUUGUUUCUUGUGCUUUGAUUGACAUGUACAGUAAGUGCGGCGGCAUUGAGGAUGCUCAAUGUGUUUUUGAUGAGAUGCCUGAGAAAACCACGGUGGGAUGGAAUUCGGUCAUUGCAGGCUAUGCACUUAAUGGCUACAGCGAGGAAGCUUUAGACAUGUAUUAUGAGAUGCAGGAUUCUGGUGUCAAAAUGGACCAUUUUACAUUCUCAAUUAUUAUACGAGUGUGUACGAGGUUAGCUUCAUUAGAACACGCAAAACAAGCACAUGCUGGUCUUGUUCGGAAUGGUUUUGGGUCGGAUAUAGUGGCUAACACAGCCCUUGUGGACUUCUAUAGCAAAUGGGGAAGGAUGGAAGAUGCCAGGAAUGUCUUUGAAAAGAUGCCUAAGAAGAAUGUCGUAUCGUGGAAUGCCUUAAUUGGAGGGUAUGGCAAUCAUGGUCGGGGAAUGGAGGCAGUUGAGCUAUUUGAGCGAAUGAUUCGUGAAGGAAUGGUUCCCAAUCACGUUACUUUUCUUGCUGUUUUAUCUGCUUGUAGCUAUUCAAAUUUAGCAGAUCGUGGUUGGGAAAUAUUUGAAUCCAUGAGCAGGGACCACAAAGUUAAGCCCCGUGCAAUGCAUUAUGCAUGCAUGAUUGAAUUAUUAGGUCGAGAGGGACUUUUCGAUGAAGCAUUUGCUUUGAUAAGAGAUGCUCCUUUUCAACCUACAGUGAAUAUGUGGGCUGCUUUGCUGACUGCUUGUAGGGCUCAUAAGAAUUUGGAGCUUGCAAAAUUUGCAGCUGAGAAAAUUUAUGGAAUGGAACCUGAAAAGCUUAGUAAUUAUAUUGUGCUAUUGAAUGUGUAUAACAAGUCGGGAAAGUUGAAGGAAGCAGCUGGUGUUGUCCAGACCUUGCGAAAAAAGGGUUUGAGAAUGCUUCCUGCUUGCACUUGGAUCGAAAUCAAGAAACAACCGUAUGCUUUUCUGUCUGGAGAUAAGCAGCAUAUCCAAACAAAAGAGAUUUAUAAGAAAAUAGGUGAAUUGAUGCGGGAAAUCUCAAAGCAUGGUUAUGUUCCUGAGGAUAAGUUUUUGCUUCCUGAUGUGGAUGAACAAGAAGAGAGAAUGGUAUUGUAUCACAGUGAAAAAUUGGCAAUUGCAUUUGGGCUUAUUAACACCGCUCCUUCUACAGCAUUGCAACUUGUGCAGAGCCACCGAAUUUGUGGUGACUGCCAUAAUGCAAUUAAAAUAAUAGCGAUGGUUACCGGAAGGGAGAUUAUAGUAAGGGAUGCCAGCAGAUUUCAUCGUUUUAAAGAUGGGAACUGUUCUUGUGGGGAUUACUGGUGAUGGUGCUAAUGUUUUGUUGUUGAUGGAAGGAUUGUGACAGUGAAACUGUAAGUCAUCGUUUUCUGUUUCUUCCCUUAAUUUUCUAAACUUUCAGAGUAUAUAUAUUUGUUAUUUUAUCUGUAAUAGCAAUUCCCUGUGAUCAUCAAUAAAACUAGAUCUCUCUCUCUCUCUCUCUA
Molecule: messenger RNA, 2553 nt
Organism: Diospyros lotus (date-plum)
Lineage: Eukaryota; Viridiplantae; Streptophyta; Magnoliopsida; Ericales; Ebenaceae
Product: pentatricopeptide repeat-containing protein At5g50390, chloroplastic
Exons: 1
Coding region: 296-2377 (693 amino acids)
Biological process (GO): RNA modification
Molecular function (GO): zinc ion binding; protein binding; RNA binding
Source: RefSeq, a predicted model, not a curated record